AUGGGAUUUGUGAGCCUGACAUUGGAGGAAGCACGCAUGAUCAAUCAUGACACCAAGGAGCUGAAAUUCAAAGUGCCUGGGGAUGGAGCCAUCAGCGGACUGAGCCCUGUGUCAUCGCUCCUCACCCGCCACACAGCUCCUGGCUCUUGGUUUCCAACCUUCCGUCCAUACACACCCAUCAGCACACCAGACAGCCCAUAUAUAACCCUCCUUGUCAAGCAGUACCCGAACGGCCGUGCUUCGACACAUAUCCAUAAUCUUACUCCUGGCCAAACGCUGAACGUCAAGGCCAUUCCUGAAUUCUCCUAUAAGCCCAACCAGCACAAGCACCUCGUCCUCGUGGCCGGCGGCGCAGGCAUCACACCCAUGUUCCAGGCGCUGCGCACUGUCCUUGAGAACCCUGAAGACAAGACUCGUGUAAAUUUGAUCUAUGCCAACAAGACCGAAGCAGAUAUUCUCAUUAGGAAAGAGCUCGAUGCUUUGGCAACUCAGCAUUCCGACCGUUUCACGACAACAUAUGUGGUCAAUGAUACCGAAUCUACGGACAAGAGCCUGGAAAAGGGUUAUGUGACUAAGCGGAUUCUUAGCAAGGUGCUACCUGCCCAGUUGAACGGCGAUGAUGUUAAAGUCUUGGUAUGUGGUCCGCCUGCUAUGUUGGACGCGAUUGCCGGUGCCAAGGGCGGUCGUGGUUGGACGCAGGGAAGGCUAGGAGGCAUACUGAAGGAUCUGGGCUUGACGGAGAAGCAAGUGCAUAAAUUUUAG
Molecule: messenger RNA, 762 nt
Organism: Aureobasidium melanogenum CBS 110374
Lineage: Eukaryota; Fungi; Ascomycota; Dothideomycetes; Dothideales; Saccotheciaceae
Product: ferredoxin reductase-like protein
Exons: 2
Coding region: 1-762 (253 amino acids)
Biological process (GO): ergosterol biosynthetic process
Molecular function (GO): cytochrome-b5 reductase activity, acting on NAD(P)H
Source: RefSeq, a predicted model, not a curated record